UCAGCAACUCCCACCAGUUACAAAUCUUUUGCCACAGAGACAUAUGAAAUCUAUGUCCACCUUCGCCGCUGGGGGUUCUAUAAAUAGCCAAACUCACCUCACUAAUUAGGCAGACCCCCGGAAGCAUUUCUUUAUUUAUCUCCUUCCAAAAUCAAUUUACUCCAGUGUUAUAACCUUCCGCAUUUCCUUCAACAAGGCUACUACCAGAAUGGCUGCUGCCAAAAAUGUUGCUCAGUCUCCUCUUGAGAGAAGCUGCAGCUUGGCAUCGCUAGACCAUAAGCUAGCCAUGGCCAAACGUUGUUCUCAUGAGGGUGUCGUCGCCGGAGCUAAAGCAGCUGCGGUUGCUUCUAUUGCAACUGCCAUCCCAACUCUGGCUAGUGCAAGAAUGGUCCCGUGGGCAAGAGCCAAUCUCAACCCAACUGCCCAAGCUCUCAUUGUUUCCACAGUGGCUGGAAUGGCUUAUUUCAUCGUAGCGGACAAGACUGUUUUGGCAACAGCAAGGCGAAACUCCUUCAAUCGGCAGACCUCCUCAUCAGCCUCUAACAACUAGCACUUGCUUUAAUGCUAAUUGUGUGCUCCUCCUAGCUAACUAGGAUGCAGUUGUCGUUGUUGUUGCGGUACUAAAUACUAUUGACUGCUACCGCCAUCUAUCUAUGGUUUGUGAAUGCAUAAAUAAAAAUGUUGAGCUUCUUUUCUGCU
Molecule: messenger RNA, 699 nt
Organism: Coffea eugenioides
Lineage: Eukaryota; Viridiplantae; Streptophyta; Magnoliopsida; Gentianales; Rubiaceae
Product: early nodulin-93-like
Exons: 4
Coding region: 209-550 (113 amino acids)
Source: RefSeq, a predicted model, not a curated record